UGGUGGGACAUUUCGACAAGCUGACACACUCACACACACACUGCGGCACGGGGUGCGGGGGCUGCGGGGGCGUAAAAAGAGAAAACGAUGACGUGCCGGUGACGUGGUUUGGGGGUUUAAUCUGUGUGUGUGUGAGAGUGUAUGUGUGUCUGUGCUGCUGCUGCAGCAGAUAGAGCCGGUUAGGUGAGGCGGCGAGGAGGGGCUGGCGGCUAAAAACGACAUAAAAUAACACGAACCCCCCUAAAAAUAAGGAGCCGCGCAGAGAAACGAUAAGUGACUAAAUGCAACCGCAGGGACCGUGAUUUGCUGCAAGAAAGAAAAAAAGCGGAGCAGAGCUCCUCCUCUGCGGUGUGUGAGGUGGAGGAAGUUGAGGCAAUGCGAUAGAGGUCACUGUGCGUUUUUAUUGUUGUUCUUUCUCUCCGAGGCCGUGCACGCGCAGAAAGGAGCUGCCUUGCGUUUUUUUUUGCAUCGGACGGAAAUAAAUGGGUGAUUACGGCUUCGGUUUGCUGCACACGGCGAGUCUCAGCAGCGGCAGCAGCAGCAGUACCGGCGCGGCGCUCCUGUUCGGCUCCGGAGCCGCUUUCCGCUCCCUGUCCGGCUCCUCCUCCUCCCCGCUGGCCCCACCGGCCUCCUGCCCCGCUCCGCUCUUCUCCGAUGAUCCCGCGGGGGUGACCGGCUCGCAGCAGCUCGACGGCGGCGUCGGUGAAGAAGGGCAAGAAGCCACUGACGGAAGCCUAGUGUUAGCAUUAGCACCGGGCGAACGGGCGAGAGCCGGCGACUUUAAAGCGCAGGCCCCGUUUUGCCCCGCGCGUGACCUUCAGGAGCCACAGCCACCCCCACCCUCAUCCACCUCCUCCUCCUCCUCCUCUCCGUCGUCCGCCGCCUCCUCCUCCGUAACCGCAGAGCUCCGGCAGCUGGCGCCGGUGUCUGAGCCCGAGGCCGCGCCGCUCUCUCCCUCUCCCGGUACAGCGCAGCACCUCCAGAUGGACUCCGCUCACCUGCUCAGCAGCGGCGCUGGGGUGCUGGCCGGAGGCCUCGGAGCAGGCUUCCCCGGCCUCCCCCACCAGGACAUGGCCACCCCCGGAGGAGUCAGCGGCCCGGCCUCCCCUCCUCUCCCCAGCUUCGCAGCGCCUUGGUCGGUUCACACCAGCUCCCCUCCGCCUGGCCCUCAGCCGCAGCCUCCGCCGCCACCCUCCGGCUCCACCCCGAGCAGCGAGCCUGACAGCAGCUUCUAUCCGGCCCUGCAUUCAUCCAUGAGCCCCGGCUUCUUCCAGAGCUUCUCGCCCGUGCCGGCGAGUCCGUGCGCCGCCGUCAGUGUGCAGGGCUUCGGCGGGCCCUUCUCCCCGCAGCAGCCGCCGCCGCAGAGCCGCCGCUCCCCGGGUAGCCCCCACAACAUGGCCCCGCAGCAGCAGCACGGAGCUUUCCUGCAGCAGAGGAACAACUAUAACCACCACCAGCCCCUGAUGAAGCAGUCCCUGUGGGGUGGUCAUCAGGGCAGUGGUUGGAGCUCUGGUGGGAUGUCCUGGGGUAGAGAUCAUCGUCGUGGUGGGGGCAUGGGCGUGCCUGGCUCGCUCAGUCAGAUCUCCCCCAUGAAGAAGCCUUUCUCCAGCAGCGUCAUCGCUCCCCCAAAAUUCCCCCGCUCCACCGCCUCACUGGGGCCCAAGACCUGGGUGGAGGAGAAUGUAUUCCGCACCGACAACAACAGCAACACUCUGCUGCCUCUACAGGAUCGAAGCAGAAUGUAUGACAGUCUUAACAUGCACUCACUGGAGAGUUCUCUGAUUGACAUCAUCCGGGCAGAGCAGGACCCUCUCAAGGGCCGCAUGGGAUGUCCACAUCCUGGUGGCGACGGCCUGCUCAUGCUCAAUGCAAGGAGCUAUGGGAGACGACGAGGACGCUCCUCCCUGUUUCCCCUUGACGACGGCCUCCUUGACGACGGGCAUGGCAACCAGGGUGUUCCAGGGGUUCUGGGCUCCCCCAACUACCCACAUCAGAACGGGGAGCGCAUCGAGAGGUUUUCUCGUAAGGUGUUUGUGGGUGGCCUGCCCCACAUAGAUGAAGAUGAGAUCACAUCCAGUUUCCGGCGCUUUGGGCACCUGGUGGUUGAUUGGCCGCACAAAGCAGAGAGCAAAUCCUACUUCCCCCCAAAAGGUUACGCCUUUCUGCUGUUCCAAGAGGAAAGCUCUGUGCAGGCGCUGAUUGAGGCCUGUCUGGAGGAGGACGGAAAGCUCUAUCUGUGUGUGUCCAGCCCCACCAUCAAAGACAAGCCGGUUCAGAUCCGUCCUUGGAACCUGAGCGACAGUGACUAUGUGAUGGACGGCUCCCAGCCUCUCGACCCCCGCAAGACCAUCUUUGUGGGUGGAGUGCCACGCCCUCUAAGAGCAGUUGAGCUGGCUAUGAUCAUGGACCGUCUGUAUGGUGGCGUGUGCUACGCGGGAAUCGACACUGACCCUGAGUUGAAGUACCCAAAGGGGGCGGGGCGUGUGGCCUUCUCCAAUCAGCAGAGCUACAUCGCAGCCAUCAGCGCCCGAUUCGUCCAGCUGCAGCACGGUGACAUUGACAAACGGGUGGAGGUGAAACCAUACGUGCUUGACGACCAGCUGUGCGAUGAGUGUCAGGGGGCUCGCUGCGGCGGGAAGUUUGCGCCUUUCUUCUGCGCUAAUGUCACCUGCCUGCAGUACUACUGCGAGUUCUGCUGGGCCAACAUCCACUCCCGCGCCGGCCGCGAGUUCCACAAGCCACUGGUCAAGGAGGGAGCUGACCGCCCCCGCCAGAUCCACUUCCGCUGGAACUAACAAGCGCAUGGAAACACAGAGAGGGUGGCCAAGUUAGGCCAGGCAGCGCUGCGUGUACGGCAAGAAAAAAAGUGCUUCAAGCCCAAGUUAUCAGUAUAGAGCACCUAACAGUAUACAGUAUAUAGAGAUCUAUGAAUAUAUUUAUCUUUAUCUUUUGUAGCAGCCAGACACACUACACGCCUCAGUUUUUGUUUUGUUUUUGGUUCACCAAACCACCCCUACCUUUUGCUCCUCUUCUCCCACCCACCCCCACAUCUCAGGCUCAGAACAGAGUGUAUUUGUGGUACUUUCAUGUUUUUUAAAAAAGGAGAUUAACAAAAAAGAGAUUGAUUUUUUUGUAGUUUUUUCAAAUUAUUUUUAUAUGUGAGAUUUAAAAAAAAGUAGAUAUGAGAAUGUCUUUUGCUUGGGGGGCAGCCAGUGUGUCCGUCUGUCCGUCUGUGUGCUGCUAACCCCCCCUCUAGUGGGCAAAGUGCGCAAUUGUCUCUGGAAAACCCUUGAUGACGUAAUCUCUGAUGCCUGCCCUGGGUCUUCAACCAAAGGUAGCAAAAUGAUAGGAGGCAUGAAAAUGAGACAUUUCUGCCAUAGAAAACGAUAUUUUUCUCCCCUCUAUUGUUUUUAUGUGCUCUUAAUAGUUAAAAAAGGACGAUUCUAAAAGAAGAUUAGAGUUCUCUCCAUUUUUGACCUGCAAAAAGCGAUUAAUACCUCAAACCUGCGGAUCUGGUUUGUUAUUGCUCUAUCUGGCAAUUUAAUCACAAGCUAUAUGAGACGCUUUGCUGCUAUAAUUCUGAUAUAAUUGCUAGAUGUAUAGUUGUGAUAUCUAAAGGCAUCUUUAACGGAAUCGUGUGAAAAAUCUGAAUCGAAAUGCAGUGUGCACUCUCGCACGGGCGGAAGAAUGGAAUGUGAAAAAAACAUAAGUGCAUGUUUGUUGUCCUUGCAUCGUUUGCAUGCAGUAGGGUAUAGAGGUUUCCAACACGUAUAGGAAAAAAAAAAACAGGAUUCGUUUUACUGAUAAACCGAACACUAUGUAGCAUGAGAGAUAAAAAAAAUACAUUAGACUCUCAAGUAUAAGAUAAUAUCAAUAACGGUGAACAUUAAGGAAUACUAAGUCUAAAAUUCUUACUAAAAACCUUUUGCAUGCAUUGAUGUGAUAAUUUGUUUACAUACAUUGUUCUAUGGAAAAGCGUCAUUACUUCUUAGGUUAGCAACUUUUCCCCAUUUCGUGUAUCAGUGGUUAGUGAAGAAGCCGUGUGCUGUCCAGUGCUCGUGUGUCUCGUCUACGUGUUGUGCGACUCUAUUUAUGUGUGGAUUCAGGUUUUAGUUUAGUUACAACUUAGAGGAAAGUUAGAACAUCUCAACAUCUUGCCUUUGCCCCACUUAACCACCCCUCCCCUGUAUGCCACAUGCCCUCACUGGCUAAAAGGCUGCUGGUUUUAUUAUAUACCACUCAAAACAUAGUUUUGAUCUAGUUAUCCCAUUACUGUAGGUAUGAGUGUGUGGAGGUGAUUCUAGAAGGAAGCUUAUUCGCCUUUGCGUGAACGGAGGACGCCGCUCCUUCGAGGACACUUCGUCUCUUUUGCUCUGGACCUUGCUGUCCUUCAGUUAUCAACACGUGACUGUUUGAUAAAUGUAAAAAAGAAUAAUCAGUAGAUGUAGAUUACAGAUAUAGGUGGAGAUGGACCUAAAAACCCAGGAGAGUUAAGGAAAAUGCAACCCAAUCAAUAACAAAAAAUUAUGUUUUUAACGUAAGAGUUUUUUGUAAUGAAUCGUUGAUUUUUGUCUGCACAGUUCUCGUUGUCCUGUCCCAUCUUAUUGUAAUCAAGAGCAACUCUGUAGGCAGUGUUAGGGACAAUCUUCCUGUAAGCAAUGGAUGCUGUUCAGUGAAGCAGCGUUUUGGUACUGUAUUUGUGUUAGUUUAUCUUUAGCUAUCUUUCUGUACUCUCUAUACUUUGUUUGGCUGUCUUUCUAUCAAACUAGCUAGCAAGCUGCUAGCUAUCUUUACUAUCUUUCCUAUUUACACUCUUUGUUUGGCUGUCUCUGUCUGUCCAUCUAGUUAAAUAGUUAGCUAGCUAACUGCUAGCUAUCGUCUUAUAAUCUCUCUGUCUUGCUGUAUCUGUGAGAGUAGCGUGCUAGAUAUCUAGCUAGCUGCUAGCUGUCUUUCCACACUCAGUUUGCUGUCUGUCGAUCUAGCUAGACAGCUAACUGCUAGCUAUCUUUGCUAUCUUUGCUGUCUGCAGUCUUUGUUUGGUUCUCUAUAACUAUCAAACUAGAUAGUUAGUUGGCUAGCUGUCUUUCUAAACUCUCUAGGUUAGCUGUGUCUCAAAGGCAAGGAUGCAGCCAAGGAAGGCUGUGUUUUAUGGCCAUUACACCAGCUAAAGUGGUCCCCUUUUGUAGGACAGCAAGAAUGUGGCCUAGAAAUGGGUCCUUCAUUUCUGAGAAUUCGAAGGCCUAAACUGGUGUAUCCUUCAAGAACUUUAGUCCCCCUCAAUCUUUCACACGCAGCGCAAAACCGCUCAAAAAACAGUGCAAAGUUAGCACUGAAGAGGAGCUAGCAAGGCCUCUCCUACUUGACUGCAGCCUUCACUUUGAGGAACGUCUAGCUAGUUAGCCAGCUAGCUGCAACAUAUUGUCCUACACUUUCUUUAGCUCUCUAUAUCUGUUAGUCUAGUUAGCUGCCUGCUGGCUGUCAUCCUAAUCUCUCUUCAUUUGGCUUUCUCUAUCUGUCAGUCCAGCUAAUAAGCUAGCUGUUAGCUACCUUCGUGUACUUUCUUUGGCUCUGUGUCUCUUGUGUUUGUGGCUUUGGUAAUGUGUUCAGUGCCCUGGCGUGGUGUCCUGAGUAUUUGUGAUUCGAUUGUUUACGUGUCUACUGUUACCACAUUGAGAUGAGAUUUUGUGUGUUUUAUUUAUUGCUUUCUUUAUUUAACUCAAGUAUUUAUUUGUGGACGUGUCACCCAUUCCUAGACCGGUAAAUCUUCUAUUCUCAUGAUAACAUGCACUACUACUAAUAUGUACAUCCCUGGCGAGCCAUUGUUAUUGGAUUUGAAUCUGUUCUACUGUACACUCCAACCGCUAACCCAUUUUAAAAGCCAAAAACAAGAAAAAAAAGUAAAAAGCAAUCUUUAGCAGUUCUGUCUUUAACUUAUAGGGUGUUUUUAAUUUUAUACCAGAUUAUUUAAUAAUCACUUUAUUUAACUUAUUUGAUAAAAUCUUGCAAGACCGAAGGCCCGGAUUCAGAUUCUAGUGAUAGUGCUAAUCCAGUUAUAUACUCUGGAAGAGUUGUGGUGAUUCGCGGAAAUGAACGGUGCCCGAAAUGCUCGUUCUAUCAAAACGGUGAAGAAACGGUAGCAUUAGGACUAGUGAGCUGUGCCCCAAAGUCCAUGAAGGAACGUUUCCUGAACUGAGCCUGUCCAGAUUGGCUGAAGGAAGUGGCACCCUGUUCAUAGUGUCACCAUAUCCCUUUAACUCUGUACUGUUGAUGGAGUUCGUGAUCAGUACUGUGUCCUCUUCUCCGUGUGGAACACUGUUGCUUUGUACAUGUGUAUGUUUUUUUGUUUUUUUUUUUUGGUUUUUUUUUGUUUUUAUUUGUACAAAAUCAUAUUUAUUUCACUAUUUUUGUAGACGGCUCUUUGAUUUGGAUUGUAUUUUUCUAUUUCACUUAUUCUACACGCUUCAUUUCCCCGAUUAUUUAUGAUUCUGUUCACAAGCAGGGUUUCUGUUGAAAGAUAUUUAAAAAAAAGAAAGAAAGCCUAAGUGAAAGCUUUCUUAAAAACACCCAUGCAAUUUUGUGUAUAGUGAUAUAUUAAUAUAUACUGUAGUUGGUUUUAACGUUUUAACAUGAUUAAUAUAUAAGUUGAUCAUAGGUUUUAUUUUACGGAAGAAAACAACAUUGAGGGUUUUUAUUCUUUUUCAUGGAAAACACUUGAGACUCUCCCCCGGUUGCAUCGAGUCCUAGCAGGUCUCUCCUCACUGAUGCGCAGAAACUUGAAUAUAACACAUUUUGAAAGGCUGACUAACCUCGAAUCUGUGUUGUGACGUGCAAUACUGUUUCUAAUGUUUGUAUAAAAAGUGAGAAUUACAGUGUAUACCUUUUUAAUGCAGAUUUAUUUUUUUCAUUGCAUAUUUUGCAAAUUUCUGAUUCACAGUGUCAUUUUUUACUGUCAGAAAAAAGAUAAACCCCUUUUUUUCAUUGCAACUAUUUUUAAAUCCAGAUAUCUUUGUACUGAUGUAAAUGAUUGUAGUUAUUUUGGAUAGCGUUUUGCUAACAAAAGGAGAAACUUUUUCAUGCAUAUUUCUAUUUCAUUUCAUUUUUAUUUUAUCCUUUUUUUAUUUUUCUUUAAUAGUAGCAAAACUUGGAAUAAUUUUUCAUAUAUGUCAUUAAUAUUAUUUUGUAUUUUUAUGUGGAAAUAUAUAAAUAUAUAAUUUUAUGAUGCUAAUUGCUAAGAUAUUAUUUUAAUUUGAAUUAUUUUUAAAGCUAAAAUCUUUGUAAUAUUGUUAAUGUUACUAGUUUCUAAAUCAGAGUUUGUGUAUAGAUUCCCUCAAGUGGUUUAUGAAGUGUUCGGAUUGUAAUUAUUACUGAAUGGAUCUUUGAUAUGCAAAAUGAAUAUCAUGUUGAUUUUUAUUUUGGUUUGUUUUGUAUUUAAAUGGGGUGUUGAUUACAAUCUUAUUUCUUUCAUUUCCUGAAUAAAGACCCGUUCUGUUCGGACACA
Molecule: messenger RNA, 7498 nt
Organism: Colossoma macropomum (tambaqui)
Lineage: Eukaryota; Metazoa; Chordata; Actinopteri; Characiformes; Serrasalmidae
Gene: cpeb2
Product: cytoplasmic polyadenylation element binding protein 2
Biological process (GO): negative regulation of cytoplasmic translation
Cellular component (GO): neuron projection; synapse; nucleus
Molecular function (GO): ribosome binding; translation factor activity, RNA binding; mRNA 3'-UTR binding
Source: RefSeq, a predicted model, not a curated record